Messenger RNA from Mucor mucedo, 2154 nucleotides. RefSeq lists its product as uncharacterized. The transcript has 3 exons. The coding region runs from base 174 to 2051 and encodes 625 amino acids. Gene Ontology annotation, cellular component: ribonucleoprotein complex. Gene Ontology annotation, molecular function: RNA binding. The record is from RefSeq and is a predicted model, not a curated record. NCBI's taxonomy places the organism in Eukaryota, Fungi, Mucoromycota, Mucoromycetes, Mucorales, Mucoraceae.
UUUUUUUUUUUUUUUUUUCUCUCUCUCUCUCUCUCUUCUUCUUUUUUUUUCUCUUCUUCUUUUCGACGUUUAUUCGCCGUUUUCUUUUAAUUGUCUAAUCUCAUAAUUUUGGGUUUGACAUUAACAAAUAUAUAAACUACCAAAAAAAAAUUUAUAAAAUAGAAAAACCCGAAAUGUCUACUUCUCCUGUCGUGACCCCCGCUGAAGUUGCUCCCGUUCAACAGCUUUCAGCUGAACAACAACAGCAAAUUGCUCAGGCUCAAGCCUCUGCUCCUGCUGGUUCCAACGCUGCUCCUUCCCCUUCUGCUUCCCUUUAUGUUGGUGAGCUUGAUCCCUCUGUCACCGAGGCCAUGCUCUUUGAAAUGUUCAACAUGAUCGGUCCCGUUGCCUCCAUCCGUGUCUGUCGUGAUGCUGUCACCCGUCGCAGUUUGGGUUAUGCUUACGUUAACUUCCACAACAUUGUUGAUGGUGAACGUGCUUUGGAAAGCCUUAACUACACCUUGAUCAAGGGUAAGCCUUGUCGUAUUAUGUGGUCUCAACGUGAUCCCUCUCUCCGUAAGACCGGUUCCGGAAACGUUUUCAUCAAGAACCUCGAUCCCUCUAUCGACAACAAGGCUCUUCACGAUACCUUUUCUGCUUUCGGUAACAUCUUAUCUUGUAAGAUUGCUAUUGAUGAGAACGGUAACUCUAAGGGUUACGGUUUCGUCCACUACGAAACUGAAGAAGCUGCCGAUAAUGCCAUCAAGCAUGUCAACGGUAUGCUCUUGAACGACAAGAAGGUUUACGUCGGUCGUCAUGUCCCCAAGAAGGAGCGUCAAGCAAAGAUUGAGCAAUACAGAGCUAAAUUCACCAACGUCUACGUCAAGAACUUGGAUGAGACUGUCAACGAUCAACAAUUGAGCGAAAUGUUCGGCAAGUAUGGUCCUAUCACCUCUGCCAUUGUUCAAGUUGAUGAAGAGAACCACUCCAAGGGUUUCGGUUUCGUUAACUUUGAAGAUCACGAAGAUGCCCAAAAGGCUGUCGAUGCUUUGAACGAAACUGAGCAAGCUGAUGGUAAGAUCCUUUACGUCGCUCGUGCCCAAAAGAAGUCUGAGCGUGAGGAAGAGCUCCGCAAGCAAUACGAACAAGCCAAGCUCGAGAAGCUCGCCAAGUAUCAAGGUGUUAACUUGUACGUCAAGAACUUGGAUGAUGAUCUUGAUGAUGAGAAGCUCCGUCAAGAGUUCUCUGUCUAUGGUGUUAUCACCUCUGCCAAGGUCAUGGCUGAUGAGAAGGGUCAAUCCAAGGGUUUCGGUUUCGUCUGUUUCUCUUCUCCUGAUGAGGCUACCAAGGCUGUCACUGAGAUGAACGGUCGUAUGAUUGGUGCUAAGCCCAUCUAUGUCGCUCUUGCUCAACGUAAGGAAGUUCGUCGUUCUCAAUUAGAGGCUCAAAUGGCUCAACGUAACCAAAUGCGUAUGCAACAAGGUAUGCCCAUGCCCGGUGCUCCUGGUUACAUGCCCGGUGCUCCCAUGUUCUAUGCUCCUCCCGGAGGUUUCCUUCCUCAAGGUCAACGUCCCGUUUUCCCCCCUAACGGUAUGAUGCCUCGUCCUCGUUGGGCUCCUCAACAAGGUCAACCCAUGGCUGGUUUCGCUCCUCAAGGAUUUGCUCCCAACAACAGCGGUAGCAACAACAUGCGUCCUCCUCGUCAACCUCGUGCUCCUCGUGGCGGUGCUGCCGGUCAGCGCAAGUAUGCUAACCAAGCUCGUCAACCUGCUGCCGAGACCGCUGAGUCUGCUGCUGCUGCUCCCUUGACCGCCGCCGCUUUAGCUGCUGCCCCUGCUGAGGCUCAAAAGCAAAUGCUCGGUGAACGUCUCUAUCCUUUGAUCAAUGCCCAACAACCCGAAUAUGCUGGUAAGAUCACUGGUAUGCUCCUCGAGAUGGAUAACGGUGAAUUAUUGAACCUUAUUGAAGACAACAAGGCCUUGGAGAACAAGAUCAAUGAAGCCAUUGAGGUUCUUAAGGCUCAUAUGUCUGAAGCUCCCAAGGAAGAAGAGAAGGUUGAGGCUUCUGCCUAAACUUUGUCUUUCUUUUUGGUUUCAAUGAAAUAAAAAAAAACACCCCCCCCCCCCCCUUAAUAAAGAAGAUAAUAAAAGAAAUAAAAUAUCAAACAGUUAGAGA